Messenger RNA from Dovyalis caffra, 363 nucleotides. NCBI's taxonomy places the organism in Eukaryota, Viridiplantae, Streptophyta, Magnoliopsida, Malpighiales, Salicaceae. The record is from the annotation of a GenBank genome assembly.
AUGAGUGAUCUUAUGAGGACGUGCAAAGGGGGUUACUUUGACCGAACUGUUGCAGCUUAUUUGUUUGCUGUUUUGGGUGGCAAGAAUAGCCCUUCUGCUGAAGAUAUCAAGAAGAUUCUUGCCUCUGUUGGUGCUGAAGCUGAUGAUGAUAGGAUUGAGCUACUAUUGUCUCAAGUUAAGGAUAAGGAUAUGACUGAACUUAUUGCUGCUGGAAGGGAGAAAUUAGCUUCUGUGCCUUGUGGUGGUGGUGGUGCAGCAGCUGCUCCAGCUGCUGCUGGUGCUGCUUCUUCUGCCCCUGUUGAGACAAAAGAGGAGAAGGUGGAAGAGAAAGAUAAUGAUACAGAAGAUAUAAGUCCUUCUUAA